Messenger RNA from Lindgomyces ingoldianus, 1883 nucleotides. RefSeq names its product MFS general substrate transporter. Lineage: Eukaryota; Fungi; Ascomycota; Dothideomycetes; Pleosporales; Lindgomycetaceae. Gene Ontology annotation, molecular function: transmembrane transporter activity. Gene Ontology annotation, biological process: transmembrane transport. The transcript is spliced from 4 exons. Gene Ontology annotation, cellular component: fungal-type vacuole membrane. The record is from RefSeq and is a predicted model, not a curated record. Bases 310 to 1668 code for a protein of 452 amino acids.
CAUCAGACACAAAAUAACCUCACCCAUAGGCAUUACUCCAGAGUGUCGCCCAACGAUCUUGUUGUAUUUUCGUUGUACCUACGUUAAAAGACUCGCCUUUCUGUCGGAAUACAACUACGACCCUGAAUAGUAAUCAUUUCAAACUCCGAGAUUGAAUCCCAAGAACUGGGGUUUUCUUUGAAGAUUUUUAAUCUAUUUCUGCAUAGGAAAUUUCUCUCUCGCAAUCGCAAAUACAGAGUUGAAAAUUUAUGCUCGUGAAACUUAACUCUUCCUGGAGAUCGAUCAUUUCCAAGCUAACCUCCUAACAUCAUGGAUAUGAACAGAAUUGAGCUGGAGGUCCAAAGCCCGUCAACGCAUGCUGGAACAUCGUCUAGAGUCGAAGCAGAUCUUGAACGCGAAUCGAACCUAGGGUCCGGCACCGCCCAUGGACACGAAUUCUCACUUGCUCCAGUCGAUCGAGGUAGAGAUGCAUGGAUGUUUCUAACGGCAGCUUUUAUGGUAGAGGUGUUAGUAUGGGGGUUUCCUUUCGCCUACGGGCUUUUCCAGGAAUUCUACAGCUCUCAUGAACCAUUCGCAGGGUCCAAGAAUAUUGCAGUUAUUGGCACCUGUGCUAUGGGUGUCAUGUAUCUUUCUGCCCCGCUGGUGUUCGGAACACUGCAACGCUUUCCUCGAUUAAAACGGCCGGCUGUUGUAUUUGGACUAAUUACGAUGUGCAUUGGGCUGGGGUUGAGUUCACUGUCCCAGAAUGUGACACACUUGAUUGUAACUCAGGGUGUUUUCUAUGCCGUUGGAGGAGGGCUUGUUUAUUCCCCCACGAUAUUGUUCAUGGAUGAGUGGUUUGUGAAGAAGAAAGGCUUCGCGUUUGGGGUGAUGUGGGCCGGAACCGGUCUCGGCGGCGUCCUCAUCCCCUUACUCCUCCAAUACCUCCUCAACAACUACGGCUUCCGCACAACCCUCCGAUGCUGGUCCAUCAUCCUCUUCCUCGCCACUGCACCCCUAACCUACUUCCUCAAACCUCGUCUCCCCAUUUCGCAAACCCGCAACCCACGCCCCUGGAACCUCUCUUUCCUUUUCACACCCACCUUCCUCCUCCUCCAAACCGGCAACAUCCUUGAAGGCCUCGGCUACUUCGUACCCUCCAUCUACCUCCCAACCUUCGCCCGCCAACUCGGGGCAAGUGGAGAAGUUUCCGCUCUAACCAUCAUUCUGUUCAACAUCGCCUCCGUGUUCGGCUGUAUCCUUAUGGGCCUGAUUAUAGACCGCUGGCAUGUUACAACAUGUAUCCUACUCUCCACCAUCGGAUCUACACUCUCUAUUUUCCUCAUCUGGGGAUUCAGCACCUGCCUCCCUCCCCUCUUCAUAUUCAGCCUGUUGUACGGGCUCUUUGCAGGUUCUUUCUCUUCAACCUGGCCUGGAAUAAUGGUAGCCGUGAAACAGCAUUCCGGCGCUGCGGACGCAGACUCAAGCAUGGUAUUUGCGAUGCUGGCCGCGGGCCGUGGGAUUGGGAAUGUGGUUUGUGGACCUGUUAGUGAAGCAUUGAAAACAGGGGGGAAAUGGGAUGCGGUGGGGGUUUAUGGAGACGGGUACGGGACACUGGUUGUGUUCACGGGGGUUUCCGCCGCGUUAGGCGGGAUCGGGGUGUUGGGGAGACGUGUAGGUUGGGUUUGAGUAAGAGGAAUUGGAUUGGGCUGGGUUGGCGUGAAAACUGGAGCGAUGUUUGAUGGCAUGUCAUAUAGCUGUCUCUUCCGAAGAGAUAGAUCUAGAGAUUGCGACGGAAUGAGAAGCAGGAGAGUGGUUUUGGAAUGCUCUACUGUUAGUAGAAGAAAGCUUCGGCGACGUAGUCUGUCGUGAUAUUGGUAUCUAAACCACAAAAGGGUUUCUAC